Messenger RNA from Hypomesus transpacificus, 3605 nucleotides. It is a transcript of the gene znf185, whose product is annotated as zinc finger protein 185 with LIM domain. Bases 339 to 3458 code for a protein of 1039 amino acids. The transcript is spliced from 20 exons. The record is from RefSeq and is a predicted model, not a curated record. NCBI's taxonomy places the organism in Eukaryota, Metazoa, Chordata, Actinopteri, Osmeriformes, Osmeridae.
CUCUCACACACAGAGGGCUGACCAGCCCAGCCUCCUUGACUGGCUCAGCUAGUUAGAAUCAGUCCACACCCGUACCUGUUCCCUAGAGAGAGAAUCACCUGCCUGCCACAGAAACCACUUUCUAUUUCCACACACACACACAAACCCACCCUCACCCACAGAUACCUACCAUAGUCUACUGUACAACAGCAAUCAGUUCAUUAGUGCUCUUAGCUCAUCUGGUGGAUUUUUGUAGAUUAGCUGGACAUCAACCCAAGCUAACCGUUGGAGUCAACAGAAAAAAGAAAGAAGGGAGACAGAAGAGAGAAACAGACAAAGAAGAGAUAUUCUGACCAAGCAUGUCAAAAGAGGGGGACAGAGCAUCCGUGUUCAGGACCACCAAGGUGCGUACCAAGCUAAAGGGGGACAGCAGCUGGCUGCAAAGAUGCAGUGAGGCGGCUCAGAUACAAGAGGCAGAAGAGGAAAAACCAUGGAUGGCAGAAGUAAGGGCCAGUCGUCUCAAUGGAGCUCCCCUGGAGACCAGUCCAGUUUCCUCCCCUACCACUGAAGCCCAGCCUCCCCCCACACAAAACAAUGACGGAGCCCCUCACACAGUGCGAACCAUAGUAGACACCCCAGCAAUCCAGAGUGAGGACAAACUGUCGGCUGAGGAACAGGAGAGAAGCCUUAUCUAUUUCACCAGGAGGGAGGCAGCUAGCAGUGUCCUGAUGACCUCUUCAGUCAGACAACGCUCCUAUGUACUCUCAGCUGCCAAGAAAUACGAGUCUGCAGAACAGCCACCAGACAUCAUAUCCUUUGUGGCUAAAAGGGUGGAGAUUACAGAUGAUGAGGACACAGGGAGUCCUCAAAAGUCAGCUUCCCUUCUUGCCCCCUCUGGCCCUGCCCCUGUUUCUACCCAAACGACCCCUAACCUUACUCCCACCCCUGUGUCUACCCCUGCUCCCUCCCCUUUAUCUACUCCUACCCCUUUGACUACCCAACCUCCUGCCCCUGCUUCUACUCCUACCCAUGUCUCUGCCCAACCUCCUGCCCCUGCUUCUACUCCUACCCAUGUCUUUGCCCCAACUCCUGCCCCUUCCUCUAAUCUUACCCCUGUCUUUGGCCCAGCUCCUGUCUCAAAACCUACACCUGUCUCUGCCCCCACCUCUACUCUUCUCUCUGCCCCAGCUGCUGACCCUGCCUCUAAACCUACCCCUUUUUCUGCCCCAGCUCCUGUCUCUGCCCCAGUUCCUACCCCUACUCCUAUCUCUGCCCCAGCUCCUGCCCUUUCCUGUAAACCUUCCUCUGUUUCUGCCUCUACCCCAACUCUUGCCCCCACCUCUGCCCCAGCCCUUGUCCCUACUCAUACCCCUGUUUCUGCCCCAGUCCUUUUUGUCUCUGUCUCUGUCCCAGCUCCGGCACCUGACUCUACUCCUACCCCCAUCCCUGCCCCAGUUCCUGACCCUACCUCUAAACCUACCUCUGUCUCUACUUCUACCCCAACUCUUGCCCCUGUCUCUGCCACAGCCCCUCCCUCUACUCCUACCUCUCUGUCUGUCCCAGCUCCGGCACCUGCCUCUACUCAUACCCCCAUCCCUGCCCCAGUUCCUGACCCUACCUCUAAACCUACCUCUGUCUCUACCUCUACCCCAACUCUUGCCCCUGUCUCUGCCACAGCCCCUCCCUCUACUCCUACCUCUGUGUCUGUCCCAGCUCCGGCACCUGCCUCUACUCAUACCCCCAUCCCCGCCCCAGUUCCUGACCCUACCUCUAAACCUACCUCUGUCUCUACCUCUACCCCAACUCUUGCCCCUGUUUCUACCACAGCCCCUGCCCCAGCUCCUGCCCCUACCCCUACUCCUUUUUCUGCCCCAGCUCCUGCCCCUGCUUCUACUUCUACCCCUCUUUCUGCCCCAGCUCCUGCUUCUACUCUUACCCCUGUCUCUGCCCUAGCUCUGGCACCUGCCUCUAAUCCUACCCCCAUCCCUUCCCCAGUUCCUGCCCCUACCUCUAAUCCUACCUCUGUUUCUGCCUCUACCCCUACUUCUCUCUCUACCCCUACCUGUGAUUCUGCCCUAGCACCUGUCCAUACCCUUACUUCUACCCCUGUUUGUGCCCUAGCUCGUGUCCCUACUCAUACCCCUGUGUCUGCCCUAACUCCAGCUGCUGCCCCUGCCCCUCCCCCCACUCUUACCCCUGUCCCAGCUCCUGCCCCUAACCCUACCCCUGUCUCUGCCCUAGCUCCUGCCUCUAACCCCACUCCUACUCCUACCCCUGUCUCUGUCCCAGGCCCUGCCCCUACUCCAGUUUCUGCAACUAUUUCUGCUCUUACCCCUACCCCAGUCUCAGCUCCCACCCCUUUUCUUACCCCUGUUCCUGCUCAUGUCUCUACCCCAAGCCCUGCUCUUACUCCUGUUCUUGCACCUAGUCCUGCCCCUAGACGCGUGUCUGCCGUAUCCCCUCCCCCUUCCUCCACCCUUACCUCUGCCCCUAUCCUUAACCCCGUCUCUGCCCCAGCCCCUACCUCUGCCCCUUCCCCUGCCUCCGCCACCACUCCUUCUCCUGUGCCAACUCCACAAACAGCGAAGUCCACUGUCCAGUCGAGUGUCAGUCAGCCAGCUGAAGUGAGCGUGAGGGGUGAGACCUCAGUCUUGCAUCCAGAGAACAAGAAAGAUAAUCUGUUUUUGCAGUCUUCCAACAGCCUGCCGUGUAAAGAGGAGGAGGGCUUCUGGCAGGAAGCAGAAAAAAACAUUCCCGACGACAGCGGCAUUGACAAGGACCCAGUUCCAAAGCACAGUGACUGCAUCAUAAUGACGGACGAUCUCCUUGCUCUCACUAACAGCUCAGAGGACUUGAUGGAGCCCAUACCAUCCAGUCAAGGCACUUGGAAUCAUGACUUCCUGAGUGGACCAGACAGUCAAAGCACAGACAACAAAACAUGGGAGACCAACUGGAAAGUCAACCCAUCUCCUCCUCUGUCCUACAUGCCUGAAAGUGUGGAUCCUGCUACUGUGGAGGGGAACACUGAGGAGGAAACUCUGGUGACUUUUCAGAGGAAGUCGUCUGAGAAUGAUUCCCCAUGGGACAGAUGGACCUCACCCACUGUCUAUACCACCAUCACAGAGGUGGAAAGAUCUACUGACCAGACACCUGACACCAAGAAGGGUUUUGUGUUUGUGAAGGAGUAUGUCAACGCCAGUCACGGAAAUGGCUCUGAUUACGUAACAUUGGAAUCCUUUAGCUACUCCCACAGCCCCUCCACUUACUCAAGGGGUUCCACCUCGUCCCCCUGUACCUACUGUGGUGAACUGGUGGGUGACGAUGCCAAAAUCACGAUCGAUCACCUCAACAUCUCCUGCCAUCCUAGCUGCUUCAAGUGUGGCGUGUGUGGUUGUGCAAUGGGAGACCUGCUUUACAAUAUGUUUCUGCAUGGUAAAAAGGUCCAUUGUGAGACCUGCUACUCCAAAGUCACUGGCUGAGUCUGAACACUCGUAUCCUGCUUCCUUCCCUCGAUUCCUUCCAUCACCUCUUUUCUCAAUCGGCACUAACAGCUGGAAAGGAUUCAAUUGGGUUACAAUGUUGAAUAUAUGCAUCAUUGUUUGGCUUAAAGGGGUUUUCAAAGUCAG